AUGACGAGCAUCAUCUCAUCCAGCAUGCUACCAACAACAUACUCCUCCUCAUCGAUUCCAGACCGCUACCUCUGGCUCGGCCUCGCCGCGUUCGCCCUCAUCGCCGCCAGAAGCGUCCGCUCCGCCAUCACUGAGUCCUCGAGACUUCUCGCCGAAAGAGAAGCAGAAAGAGAAGCAUGGAAGGAGGCUACCGAGGACAUUCGAGCUUUUGAAAGACGAGGCAUACAAGAUCCUCCACAGGGAAGAGCGAGACUUGACGGUCAAGGCGACAUCUCCUCUCAGACAUACCGCUCCCUUACAGAAUCUUCAAUCUCCGUCGCAACCCUCAAAACCCUCUCCACCUCCCCAAACCCACAAAUCGCCUCAUCCGCCCACUCCCUCCUCACCACCCGCCUGAACUCCACACCCGUUCAAACAGCAACCUGGCUCGCCACCGACCUCCGCAGUCCAGACCCACUCAUCUCCCACCGCGCCCGCACAGCCGUGAAAUGGCUACAAUCCACCGGCGAAGCGCACGAGGUCAUGACACAACUCCACAAAUCCGGCGCAUGGAAUUCCGAGCUUGACGAAUGGGCAUUCAGCGACGAUGAAUACGGCUACGGCGAUGAGGGUGGUGGGGUGGAGGAUGGAUAUCAGGAGUACGCACACGCGCCAAUCGAGCUAUUUGCGCCGAAUGCGCGGAUGUUUGGACGGGAAGGUUUUGCGGGGUAUCGAGAGGAUGUGGCGAGGAGAGGGAACAGGAGGUUGGAAAUGAGGGGGCCGGGGGAGAGGGCGGAGAGGGAGAUUGAGGAGGAGAUGAGGAGGAGACGGAAUAGGGAGACGGUUGUUGUUGGUGGUGGGGGGCCACAGGUGAGGAGGGGGGCUGUGGGUGAUAGUGGGUGGGAGUGA
Molecule: messenger RNA, 888 nt
Organism: Zymoseptoria tritici IPO323
Lineage: Eukaryota; Fungi; Ascomycota; Dothideomycetes; Mycosphaerellales; Mycosphaerellaceae
Exons: 2
Coding region: 1-888 (295 amino acids)
Source: RefSeq, a predicted model, not a curated record